Eupeodes corollae is the source of this 2082-nucleotide messenger RNA. It is a transcript of the gene IntS10, whose product is annotated as integrator complex subunit 10. Gene Ontology annotation, biological process: snRNA processing. The record is from RefSeq and is a predicted model, not a curated record. NCBI's taxonomy places the organism in Eukaryota, Metazoa, Arthropoda, Insecta, Diptera, Syrphidae. The transcript is spliced from 8 exons. Gene Ontology annotation, cellular component: integrator complex. The coding region runs from base 93 to 1928 and encodes 611 amino acids.
CCGAAAAAUAAAAAGAAAACAAAUGUUCUUCAUUCUUUAGAAUAAUUUCAUUAGUUUUUCCGAUUUAGUUUAUUUUAAAACUUAAAACUAAAAUGGAUUUAACAUCCGAAGAAAACUACAUUAUAACACAAGCUCAAAAAGUACGCGCAACUGAUCCUUGUGCAGCGAAAGCGUGGAUUAUAACCGCCAAAACAUUAUUUCCCAAUAAUUUUAAUGUUCAGUUCGAAGCUUAUAAACUUGAAAAAGAAGCAAAUAACUACGAAGAAGCUGCCAAAUGUUUUAGUUAUAUAACCCUUACAUUCCAGAAUCAAAGUGUCGACCUAUGGAACGAGGUUGCGGAGCUAACUGCAGCUCUACGGGCUCCAGAAAAUGAAAUCACACCCGAACAAGAAUUCUAUGUGAAAAUGUUCCAACAUGUUUCCUAUGAUGUUCAACACAAGAUUCUUUUACUCACUGUCAAUCAUACCGAAAACAAUCUGGAGCAAUGCAAGUUGCAGUUGUUGAUUCUUAAGCGAUUACCCGAAGCUGCUGUAACUCAUUCACCACGUCUCCUUGAAAUGAUAGCCGAAGGAAUGAAUUUAAAUCCCCAGAAAUAUCAAGAAAUGCUUGUAGAAGAAGCUCUUCCCUUGAUAUACCACAAGACACCAGAUCUUCCAAGUCAUCUUGUGUGCAGAAUCUUUACGAUUUCUUUAGAAUAUUACAUCAGACAGAUAAUCGAAGAGGAGAAUAAAUGUGACGCCAGCGAGAUUUGGAAAAAAAUCUUCCAAGUACUCGGAUUAUGUGGGAAAAUACUUCGUUGGGAAACUUUUCUGCCUUUCAAUAAGACUUGGAGUAAAAAUGUCUAUUGGGAAAAACUAAUUGAGAUAGCUUCUACAAGUCCUCCAGGAAGCAAUCAGAUUCUCUUCUAUACUACCACCCUCUUUAUUUACUCCCUGCAAGAGUACAUAAAGAACUGCAGUGCUCGAGCUGAAGACAAUGACGUUGACUAUGUCCUUGUUGAAGGAUAUCGAGAAUUGAAGUUAGACCGAUCGAAUGAACCACAAACAAUGGAUCCACCUCAGAUUUCUGUAACUUCCAAUCAUAGUAAAGAAAUUUCGAAAGCGUUUGUAAAUGCUGCCCAGUGUUGGCAAUUACUGAACACCGAACAGUUUCAGAGAGAUUUCAGUCAGCUUUUGAUCAAACUUCCUUUGGCUCCAUGGAUAAGUCGAUUCCUGUUCGAUUUAGCGGUUUAUUUUGGCCAUCAGGAGGAAGCUAAAAAGUUGAUGGCUGAGAUGCAAAUUAAAAACAGUUUGCAACAAAAUGUUCAGCUUUUGAGUUUGAAUUUAAUUCAAGGAGUUCUGACUAUGCAAGGUUUCGAGUGUAUUCUAAAGAUUCUCGUCGACCUCCCAACGAUUCCUGGACAGAUAAUCGAAAAUAUGACAAUUGCCGGUAAUCAACGUCAUGUUCUCUUCCUCCCAUUGACACAGAAGCCCAUCGUCCAAUAUUGCGCUAGAGCCAUUAUAAACAGUUUAAGUCGCAAACUCUUUGAAUCCAAUGUCUCUGAUCUAGUUCUUGGUGAUUUACUUGUUCUGUCUCAAUUGGAUUAUCCUCGAGAAACCCUGCUAGCCGAGCAAAUAUUCUCCCUCAUACGAUCCAGAGGUCAAUUCUGCUAUCGACUCUUCCCCAACUACAUUGUUAUGAUCGAUUAUAUUGAAGAAUUUAUGCACAUUUGGCGUUCACAUAAUGAGGAAUUUAAUUUUGAAUUUUCACCUGCACAAGCUAAUGCAGCUACACGUCGUAUCGGUACUCGAGGGGCUGACAAAGGUGUGAGGGAAGACUUUAAGCAAAUAAUUAAACAACAAAUUCUGAGAGCGAAUGAUAGUAUACCAGCCUUGGUGGCGUCAUUUAUAGCACAAGAACGAAUGCACUUAAUGCAGACUAUUUUUUAGCAUGACAAACACAGAAUAAAAUUAAUGUUGAACAUUUUUCAAAUUGAUGAUUAUUGUAUUGCUUUUAUACAGAAUUUUUUUGUUUUUUAAUUGUAUUAUUUUCGUUGAAACAUUUUAAAUUGCGAUGACAAAUAAUUAAGCAAACACAAUCAGA